Messenger RNA from Elgaria multicarinata webbii, 5167 nucleotides. RefSeq names its product TBC1 domain family member 24 (gene TBC1D24). The transcript has 8 exons. Bases 266 to 1933 code for a protein of 555 amino acids. The record is from RefSeq and is a predicted model, not a curated record. Gene Ontology annotation, biological process: response to oxidative stress. Lineage: Eukaryota; Metazoa; Chordata; Lepidosauria; Squamata; Anguidae. Gene Ontology annotation, cellular component: nucleus.
CCAGAAAUCCCCUUCACUACAAAGUGCAGCAGAAGCUAUGUCAAGAGUUCUCCCUUAAUGUACUUCAGUCGCUCACUCACAUGUGCAAGCCAAGAAACUGGCAAACCGAAAAUUACUUGUUAAACUAUAAAGAAGCUUCUGGGACUAAACCAUUUAUUGCAUACCACAGACAGAAUUGCUAUAUAAAUUGAAAUAGGCUAAGUCCUCCAAGGCCCAGAUAAGAUACUUGCUUUUAUGUCGCACUACAAAGGCAAACUUGACAACUAUGGGUGAAUAUAGCCGCUUUAUAGAUUGGGAUAAGAUGGAUGCAACCAUUCAGGACCAAGAUGCAAAGGAACUGACCAGCACAGAAUUUCAAGACCUGAAACAAUUGGCUCGCCAAGGGUAUUGGGCCAAGAACCAUUCCUUAAGAGCAAAAGUAUACCAUAAACUCAUUAAUGAUAUCCCUUGCCGCACAGUGACUCCAGAUGCCCAUGUCUACCGGGACAUUGUGGUGAAAAUCGCUGGCAAACGUAGUAGCAACACCCUUCCACUUCCAGAAUUUGUGGAUAAUAGCCUCGUUCCGACUUACUGUCUGAAUGCAGAAGGCAUUGGGGCAGUUAGGAAGAUAAUCUCAUGCAUUGCAAGCCAGUUUCCAGACAUAUCGUUCUGCCCAGCCCUGCCUUCAGUAGUGGCCCUCCUCCUCCAUUACAGCAGAGAUGAAGCAGAGUGCUUUGAGAAAGUUUGCCGCAUCCUUGCCUGCAACGAUCCAUCCAAGCAUUUCAUUGACCAGACGUUCUUGGCUUUUGAGUCAUCUUGCAUGACUUAUGGGGAUCUGGUUAACAAGUACUGUCAGGCGGCCCACAAGCUGAUGGUGGCAGUCUCAGAGGAUGUGCUAGAAGUGUAUUCCGACUGGCAGCGGUGGCUUUUUGGAGAACUGCCUAUGACUUACAUUGCACGAGUCUUUGAUGUGUUCUUGGUAGAGGGCUACAAGGUGCUCUACCGUGUUGCAUUAGCUCUCCUCAAAUUCUUUCAUAAAGUCAGAGUUGGGCAGACCAUGGAGUCGGACAAUGUACAGCAGGACAUCCGGGCUUUUGUUAGGGACAUUGCAAAGUUUGUGUCCACUGAGAAACUGCUUGAGAAAGCUUUUGCAAUUCGGCUCUUCUCAAGGAAGGAGAUACAGCUUUUGCAGAUGGCCAACGAGAAGGCUCUUCAGCAAAAAGGCAUAACAGUCAAACAGAAGAGACAGAAUGUCCACUUGGCUGUUCAUGCCGAGAACUUCAAAUCUGAAAUAGUUGAUGUAAAGAAGAUGAGAGACAUCUGGUCAUGGAUUCCUGAACGCUUUGCUCUUUGCCAGCCACUGCUGCUUUUCACCACUUCGGAACAUGGAUGCAGCCUAAGCAGGUUCUAUUCGCAUUGUGAGGGACAUGAACCAACUCUCCUUCUGAUUAAGACAACCACUCAAGAGGUCUGUGGUGCUUAUUUAUCAACUGACUGGAGUGAACGCAAGCGAGGAGGAAACAAGCUGAGCUUUUUUGGAACAGGAGAAUGUUUUGUGUUCAGGCUGGUACCUGAAGUGGAACGCUAUGAGUGGGUAAUAAUCAAGCACCCAGAACUAGCGGUAACUGGAUCCGAACAAGGGAACAAUUCUUCCCAGGUUUCUGACCCUCCAUCCUCAACCAACCUGCCCUCUGAUCCUUCAGACCGCCUUUCCCCCUUCCUUUCUGCCCGGCACUUCAACCUGCCUUCUAAAGCAGCAUCCAUGUUUAUGGCUGGUAGCAUCGAAUGCUUCAUCAUAGGAGGAGGUGAUGGCCAAGCUCUCUACAUUGAUGCAGACCUAAACCACGGAAGAACUAGCCACUGCAACACUUUCAACAACCAGCCGCUGUGCUCUGAAAGUUUCCAGAUAGCUAUCAUGGAGGUUUGGGGGUUCAAGGACACUAUGAGUAGUUGAGAAGGCUGCCUCUUUCAAAAACAAAAACAACUGGCCCAUGGAGUAUUAAGAUUCUGAGCCCCACUUCAGUUGCAAGAGCCAAGCUUAAUUUUUGAACCCACAAACCAGUAGGCUCCUUUGCAAUUUAGAAAGCUAAUUUGAGGAGCUCGCUUAGAGGCAGGGUCUAGUUGUUUUGCUGCUGUAUUCUUCAUAUGCAAUUUCUAUUGGGCUAAGGGAUUCAUCCUUAGCCACUUUCUCUUGCCUCUGUAGACCUUGAUGCAUAUCCUAAUAUUUUCAAUAGCAAAAGGGUGGCCUCACUUCAGUACCCAAGUCGAUGCAUUGCUGCCACAGAGUUAAGGCUAUGGAAGGACGGAUGCAUUUCUGAUCCUGGCCAAUGUAUGUUGGCAGCUGGCUUUCACCAGCAGCAUCAGUUUUCCAAUUUUGCAGAAGCUUCAAAUUCCUACAAACAUGAGCUUGGAUCCAAAGCGACCUGUAUGCAAUCAGAACUUGAUUAUGUUGCUCAUUUCUCUCCCUUCUCCCUCCCCAGCUACAGUUCUACUCAGUGCAUGCCACACCAUUCUAGAGACUCCCCUGAACCUCAGUGGGGUACAGUAGGAAACAGAGUGGGAAAGAACACUUGUGCAGAACACUGCAUAUGGAUCUUUUGAUCCAAGCCAUUGUUUUCUAGAACCUGUUCCCUUUAAGAAAACUGUUUUAAAAAUGUCUGUGUGUGUUUGUGUACCUUGCAGCUGGCUGUUGUCUUAUGGCCAAUCUUCAUUUGGCAUUCCAAUGUGUGUGAAGUGAGGCUGAGUAGUUUGGGAGUGCUCAUUUCCCAUCGCUUUGUUGAAGGCAUUCAGUGCAGCACACUGACAGCCUGCUUUUCUGUUUACAUUACUGAUAUUGCAUAGCAUUAAUAUCAUUAAUAUCAUGACUUUAGAGGGGUAGAUUCAGGCAGCUAAAGGCCCAUACAGUAUAUACAAUGCACAGAACUGUUUUCCACUUGACAUCCAAGCUAGUGUGCUGAAAGACACUGAAGGAGCUUGAGAAGCAGUAUUAGCCAGCUGAUCUGGAACUGCAGCACAGCCUUCAAAGUAAAGCCCUUGUAACUAGUUUGAAAAACAGCUAAUAAAUUUCUCAAGCCCUCCAUUAAUUAAGGAUAGGCAGUUUCUUCUAGGGACUCUAGAGGGCACUGAAGACCUUAUUCUGCAGCCUCUGCCUAUUUCUUUAUCAGGGACAUCACUUCAGUGCAGGUUGUUUACCAGGUAAGCAAAGCCAGCCUCUAGGCUAAUGUAAAAGAACUGCCUUCUGUAGAUGCAUCUCGUUCUUGGUUGUCCACUCCCUCUAUACUUCUGGAUGACUGUGAGAGAAGCCCACUCCUAGCUUAGAGAAUAAAGGAGCAACCUUUGUUGCAUCCCAAUACAUAUCCAGUACCUACACAACUGAAGUGAAGUGGACAGUUUGGAAGACUUGGAUAGUUCUUUCUGAUUCACUUACGUGUUUAACCUGGCUAAAAUUUGAAACAGCCUACGGAUUGGAAAUGGGGGUAAAGAGGCAACUGUUUCAGAUGCAUUUAAUCGUAACAGGAAACUGCUGAGUGAUCAAGAAGUGGUAGCCAUAGCAUAUUUUUGUUAGUGGGGUGACAUGAGCAAGGAGAAGAGCCAUUGCAUGAUGCGUCAUUGUUGGCACUAAGUGGUUGUGAUAGUGGUGAGUUUUAAGUGGAGUAAUGUUGCUGGUGACAUUUCUGGCUAUCUUUUCUGUCACAUCUGUAUUGGAGCGGAAUGCAGCAAAAUGUCUUUGCUAUGCUUCGUGAACUUCUCCAAAAUAUCCCAUUAAGAUGAAUUGUUUAGGAAGUGGAAAUGCCAGCAAAUCAAGCUGAACAUAAUUUGGCUUUGCAUCAAAUUACCAUACUCAUCCAAAAGAUGUGUAAAUUUGCUAGCUGAUCGUGAAAACUAAAAUGGUUAAAGGAUCACACUUUUGUGGACCAGAGCUGUGAAGGUGGAGCUGGGAUGUGACUGUGGUCUUCGUGAUAAGACUCCUGCUCCAAGACUUGAGGCCACUGCAGCAGUUCUGCUAAAAAGUCUUGUCUCCUUGUUAUGUUUCCAGGUCUAUGUUGUAAAUGGAGGUUUUUUGUCAUAAAAAGCUUCUGAUACUUUGUCUUGAAAUACAGAACCUGUUUAUGAUACCAUUAAGUAUGCUGAUAGUUUUAUCAGGUUUUUAUCUUAAGUGCUGAGAUUUUGAUGAUUGAGAAGGUCACCUACAUGGUUUCUUAAGAAAUAGACUUUUCUUUUCUUUUUGUAAUACAUGUUAGCUUAGCAAUGAUUUCAGGGUUGAGGAAGGCAGCAGGAUCUUGAAGAUAUCAAAAAAAUGACAUGAAUGUUACUGAAAAUAGCUUCCAAGUUAUUUUGCAGGGGUUGAUGCAAAUUGUUAACCUGCUGAGGUGGGCUGAAUGCUACGAGUCUCUUGAGGAUUUUUAGUAAUUCAUGGAGAACCAUGCACUGCUGGCUGACACUACUAAUUUUCCCGUUGAGAAGGCCUUUGAAGAAUCUCAACUUCUCCUGUGUAUGAAGAUAAGGAUAGACAAGAGAGCCAGUGUUAUUCUUGACGACUUAAACAUCUUCCAUCAGGAAUGUGUUCCAUUUUAGCAAAACUUUAAUAUGCAAACAACUUUAAUUGGUUAAUCCCACAAUUGGUAUCUAGGAAAAUAAAAGCACAGCACCUCUGAACGUAUUUAUUUUUCUUUCAUGUGGAAACCGAUUCUUCUUCCUGCCUCGUGAAAUAAGUGUCCUAGUUUUCUACUGAAAACUGACUUUUUUUUUAACUAAACAGUCACCAUGGUAAUGUUGUGUGAAAUCACAAGCAGGCAAGGCCUUUGCUCUCACCUAUAGCCAGGGCAGAGAAACUCAGGUGUUUAAGAUCCAUAUCUAGGAGCUGAGGAAGGUAAACCUGAAGCUCAAUCUCAGCUACGGUCUCCUCUCUCUCUUUCUGUUGAUUGCUAUGUCUCCUUUUUUUUUUUUUUUUUUUUUUUUUUGAGAUGUAUGUUGUAGCUGACUGUAUCUUGUACAUGUGAAUGUGCCGAUUUUACUUCCAAUGAUGAUGUGUUGUUUUCCUGGAGGCCGUUGUGACUUUGAAGUAUGACCUUUUCCCAUAUCAUCAUAUAACUUAUGUCUCCCUUUCCUUCCCCAAUUGAUGUCAGUGAUGGCAGCUGUCUGUGUAAGUGUGUGGCUCUGUGUCCACACAAAAAUCAGAUUGGUUUUA